UGGGAAUUGCUGCUCUCAGCUUGCGCGGAAAAUUCGCGCCGUGUCGACCACCCCGGUCGUCAAAGAUGUCGUCCGAUUGCCUGACGGUCGUGGACGUGUCGGAGGAGCGUUUCGACGAGGCGAUCCACCAUCUCAAGUGGAACUUCUUCGCCGACGAGCCGCUCAACAAUGCGGUCGGACUCUGCACCAAGGGCGAGCCGCAAUACGAGCUCGAGAGGCACUGCCUGCUCACCUUGAAGCAAGGCUACUCGAGGAUGUUGUUGGACAAGAAGGGAGCGAUAGCGGGUAUGGCACUAAAUGGCAUAUUGAAGAAGGGCGAACGCGAAGAGGCAGAACGGCGCCUCGUCGAGUUGAACGACAAAAAGUUCAAGACGAUCUUCGGAUUGCUCUACAAGGUAAACGAGAAGGUCGAUCUGUUCGCCAAGUACAAUGUUGACGAGCUGUUCGAGUGCCGGAUCCUCAGCGUUGACGAGAAUCAUCGUGGUAAAGGCCUGGCGAACAUCCUGAUGGCGGAUUGUGUGGAAAUCGCGAAGAACGCCGGUUUCAAGAUAUUCAAGGCCGACGCUACCGGCGUGUACUCGCAGAGGGUCUGCCUGAAACACGGCUUCCAGGUGGAGGCGGAGAUCCCGUAUACGGAACUGGAGGAGUCCAUCAGACCGGCGCCGCCUCACCAGGCGCUCAAGCUGAUGGUGAAGCUGCUGGAUUGAAGCUAAAGGAGAAACGGAAGAGGAGAGAUUUCGAAUCGAGGCGCUGAAAACAGAAAGAUGGAUCAAGUCGUACCGAUUCGCUACGAAUCUCGGGAAAAACGGAAGCGAAGAUGGUGUUAUUCAAGAUCGUACUCGCGACCGAUCUGAAAGUUAUUGCAUUGUGCUCUCUGAAAGAAUUCACGCGAAAACCCAGAAUGACAAACGAGUUAUCUCGAAAUUUCUUGGUGGAAUUCUGCUUCGAAAAAUGUACAGUGAACAGUGAAUCCGAUAUGUCCGUCUCGCAGGAACGAAUUUGUUGCAAUCGAUUAAAGUUCGAUCGAUUAGAGUGAAUUUGUUCCCGGUGGGACGGGUAUAUCGGAUUCACUAUUCAAUUUCAAACGAAGGUAUGACUCAAGUCGGCAAAUUCACUCUACAUGUGCGGAAAAUCACUGAACUUGGUGUUGUUUUGAACAUUUUUUCGAGCAAAGCUUCACUCGAGAUGAAUAAAGGAAUGUGGUAUUUUUAUUCGAAGCGAUAACCGUGAAAAAACUCAUUAAACCGUUCAUUCGGACGGAUCAAAAUCCACUUGAAAUUUGAAUUAAACGCUCGCUCUUGCGACUCUCCGAGUUGCGAUAUUUUCACUCUCGCUUUGAGCGAAUUUCCACUCGUUUUGAGCGAAAUUUCACUCCAAAAAAUUCACAGAGAGCACACACAGUCUCCGUUGUUCAAUCGCGUGAUAUCACGUUGACGUUAACACGUUAUGCGCGCUAAGUUAUUAAUUAACGAUAUAUAUAUAUAUAUAUAUAAAAGAGAAAGAUUUAGGGAAAAUGUUUGAAAAUUCGAAGUACGGCCGGUGGAAGAAAGAUUGCGACAAUUUUACCCUCACAUACAUCAGGACUCAUCCAGUGAUUUAAUGAAGGAAUUUAUCUUCCGAGGAUCACCAAAGUGAAAGCUAAUUCUUUUAUCGAACACGGAUGCGUUUCGUUGAGAAAAAAAAGGGGAGAAAAGGGAAAGAAAAUAAGUGCUGUGAUCAUUGUUUCACAAACUGGACCGGGCUUCUCGAUCCGUUUCUGGCAUUCUUCGGCGUUUCGAUCGGAUCGCAAACGAGAGAGAGCGCAAAGUAGAUAAGUACAUAAUGUGUGUAUCAUCGUGUGACAAUAACAGCUCUCUGUCUAAUGUGUAUGUCUCUGUCGGGCAUCUCGUGAGAAACGCGACGCCCGCUCAUAGAGUCGCAUUGAUAGUCAUUGCGUGAGACUUGCCUCAGGUGAGAUACUCGAAAUUGAAUUUAGAGUUAGAUGUUUCCUCUUUCGACUGAAUCGCGCUUGUAAGAGUAAUGUCGCGUAUGUUACACGCGAUUCAAAGGAAAAUCUCAAGAUUCAGACUCGAGCGUCUCACAAGCGGGACAAGUUCCGAGCAACGACUGUUAAUACGGGCCAUAGAUUCACAUUUACCCGUAAUAAGAAAAAACAAGCAAAGCAAGAGGAGAAAAAACAAGUAUAUACCGGGCGUUCACGUAGUUCACGUUUCAUAAACGUCUCCGAGGUCGGAGGUAUAUCGGUUACUGCCCCACCCCCGUUAUUAGCAUGUAAAUAUUUCGAACGAGGUGUCGUUGUUAAAGAAACAAAGAGGAACGUUCAUAUCGAGGGGUCCGCUGAAAGUCUACCGGGUGUCUACCAACGCGGAAUCCCCGUUCUAUAUUUUAACGCGGAAUUUGUUUAGCCGAGACAGCCGAUCGUUCCGGAGUGGCAAAGGAAGAAGAAAAAAGAAAACAAGAAAUACAAGGAAGACGGAGGCGUACGAAGUAUAUCUCCAAGAUCGUUGUAUAUCGCGAGAAAGAAGUAUUAAUUGAUUAUCGCGCGAGAGAGAUGUUAAGUACAGGUGACAAUAGUUCCCGACGCGGGGAAGGAAUGAAGAAAGUGUCAAAUGUUGUAGUUUCACAUUUCGCUGCUUCAACUCGACACCUGCGCGAUAAAUGCGCUCUUUUUCGGAGCGCGAGUUUAGCGCUAUUUUACGGCCCGUUUCUUGAGAAAUCCGAUAAUUACAUCGUACAUGUAGAAUACGUCUGCAUGAGAACGUUUCAGCGAAUAGUAAAGAAACAAAAAUGUCCGAGAUUUGAUGAAAGGGAAGAGAAUAAUACAAAAUUAUAAAAUGUGGUCUACAACGGGCGAUGGAAGUGUGUUUGUAAGAAGUAAGAUUGAGAAAUUAACCGAUCACAGCCGAUUAUUCUCCUCACAUUCGAAUAUGACUGGUCGAUAUCUUAUUCUUACUUCUUACUUAACACAGCUCUUGUUACUCAUUGUGGACUACGCUUAACAAUUCGUUAUUUCCUCGUCGACAGUAGAAGGUAACGAGUCGCUUUUUCUCAUUAUGUAACGGGUAACGGUAACGAAUUGCUCUGAGAAAGUAACUUUCCCGGUCCCGCCGCUGAACGGCCGUAGAUAGCGAAGGUAAUGGUUGGAUUCUUUCUGCAAGCGUGUUUCUUCGUGAAACGAGACCUUACGGCGAUUAAGAUUAAGCGAAUCUGCUUUCAAGUUGAGAAGUAUAUCGCGGGGUCGAGUCGGAGCCGGCGAUCUGUCGUUGAUCCUUCCGCGAGCGUCUCGCGAUUCACUGAUGUCGCGGUGAGGAACGUUGUCCAUGGGGUGCAUAAUAACGUCCAAGUUGCGGUAAAUAGGCCAAAAAUGCACGGUUCUUUUCUCUCUUUUUCUCUCGUGCGAGCAUCAGCGAAACGCGACGGCGGAUUGUUUUCUAAUUUAUACAUAAUAAUAUAUAUAUAUAUAUAUACUACAUUCUAUAUGACGCGAGAGAAUAUCGAAGGAGAGAAUUAUUCUCGCUCUGUUGCUGAAUAAAUCACGGGUCCACACAUGAGUAUACAAGUUAAAAGGGACAAAAAUUGAGAAAGAAAGGGGAGGGGGGAGGGUUACACGCGCGAGAAAGAACAGAGAAUAUUUUUGUCGCCGUUGUCGCGCGAGUUUGCGCUGGUAUAUUGUAAAACGAGGUUAUUUUGUAAAAACGUCCGCCAGGAGCGCGCGAUUUAUAAUGAUUUGUAUUGCGUGAGAUGUGUGUAUCCUUCCGAAUAAAUUUCGAUUUCGUAGCAAUCGUUUCGAAACACGAGGGACGAGCGGCGACGAGCGAUCGCGAGUUGCUUCGGGGGGAGGGGGGGGUGUGAAAGAAAGCCAUUCGCUCCCUUUAUUCGAAUAUAAAUACAUUUGUUCCUGUUUUUACAUUAAAUAUACAACAGUUGUGUGAACGA
Messenger RNA from Dinoponera quadriceps, 3936 nucleotides. RefSeq names its product dopamine N-acetyltransferase (gene AANATL7). The transcript is spliced from 3 exons. Bases 66 to 707 code for a protein of 213 amino acids. NCBI's taxonomy places the organism in Eukaryota, Metazoa, Arthropoda, Insecta, Hymenoptera, Formicidae. Gene Ontology annotation, molecular function: N-acetyltransferase activity. The record is from RefSeq and is a predicted model, not a curated record.